ACAAAAACCCGACAGCAAAUUCUGGGUAACGCUCCUCCUUAAACAAAAUCAAACAAACAAAUUACAAAAUGCAAAUUUGAAUUCUAAAACGAAUAUCAUUGUCCCACGUGUCCACCAAAAAAUUCGACCGUUGUAAAAUCAAACCUUCAUUUCCUCCCCCUCUCCACCGUUCAACACCAUUGUCAUUCUCUCUCUUUAUACUUUCCUUUUCCUCUUUCUCUCUCUACGAUGGCGAUUUCUACGGAAAAACCGACCGAGGAGAAGGUACCUGCAGAGGUUCCUGCAGUGGAGAAGCAACGGUGGGUCCUAAACGAUUUCGAUAUCGGGAAGCCUCUCGGCCGAGGAAAGUUUGGCCAUGUCUACUUGGCUAGAGAGAAGAGAAGUAAUCAUAUUGUGGCAUUGAAAGUACUUUUCAAGAGUCAGCUAAAGCAAUCGCAAGUCGAGCACCAAAUUCGGAGAGAAGUCGAAAUCCAAAGCCAUCUUCGCCAUCCAAACAUACUACGUUUGUAUGGAUAUUUCUACGAUCAGAAACGAGUGUAUUUGAUACUUGAAUAUGCACCCAAAGGUGAACUGUACAAAGAACUCCAGAAGUGCAAGUACUUCAGUGAAAAGCGCGCUGCAACUUAUAUAGCAUCAAUGGCUAGAGCACUUAUUUACUGCCAUGGAAAACACGUGAUACACAGAGAUAUUAAGCCGGAGAAUCUCCUAAUAGGUGCACAGGGUGAACUCAAGAUAGCUGACUUUGGUUGGGCAGUUCAUACAUUCAACCGAAGAAAGACAAUGUGUGGGACACUUGACUACCUUCCUCCAGAAAUGGUUGAGAGCGUAGAACAUGAUGCAAGUGUCGACAUAUGGAGCCUCGGCAUCCUUUGUUAUGAGUUUCUGUAUGGUUUCCCUCCUUUUGAGGCGAAGGAACAUUCAGACACCUAUAGGAGGAUUGUUCUAGUCGAUUUGAAGUUUCCCCCAAAACCCAUUGUAUCAUCAGCUGCAAAGGACCUUAUUAGCAAGAUGCUCGUUAAAGACUCGUCAGAGCGUCUUCCAUUGCACAAGCUUCUGGAACAUACUUGGAUAGUACAAAAUGCAGAUCCUUCAGGUCUUUACAAGUUCUAAUAAUGUAAUGUACUAUUCGGCUCCAUUGAGAUAUGAUACGCCAUGUCAUUAUAACCAAGACCCAAGUACUUGUCUGUAAAACUGUCAUCUAAUUCAUGCUUCCCCAGGAUGGCUAAUAUGUAAAACAACCAUGUCUUCUGAAGUCCUCCCUAUGGAUGUAGCUAUUUUCCUAGGGAUGUAGACUUUUGUUAAGUGAAUACUCCGUAUUAUUCUUUCCCAAAUAUAUACUACGUAUAAGAAUUCUUUUUUUUCA
This is a messenger RNA of Spinacia oleracea (spinach), 1363 nucleotides long. RefSeq names its product serine/threonine-protein kinase Aurora-2. The transcript is spliced from 9 exons. Lineage: Eukaryota; Viridiplantae; Streptophyta; Magnoliopsida; Caryophyllales; Amaranthaceae. Bases 229 to 1110 code for a protein of 293 amino acids. Gene Ontology annotation, molecular function: protein kinase activity; ATP binding. The record is from RefSeq and is a predicted model, not a curated record. Gene Ontology annotation, biological process: protein phosphorylation.